AUGAAUAAUUUUACCAUUAUUAUUGAAACACCAUUUACACAACAGCUUCAACCAUAUUCUGUUGCUAUUGAUAAUGGGCUUAUCAAAGGCUCUGAUAUUCGAGUCUAUCGAAUAUUAGACGGGCGAGAAAUUGAAGUAAAAUCAACUGGUGAUUUUAUAGUACAAAAUUCGGAUUCCAAUUAUCAAGUCAUACUUAAAUUACAAGCUCCAUCAACGAUUGGUUUAUAUGUUUUGCCUUUCAGUUAUAAAACUACCAAACUAUAA
Messenger RNA from Rotaria sordida, 264 nucleotides. The record is from the annotation of a GenBank genome assembly. Lineage: Eukaryota; Metazoa; Rotifera; Eurotatoria; Philodinida; Philodinidae.